GCCUGCAAAAAAUGAGCGAAUCUCUCUCUUUUUCUUUUUUAUUCUCUCUCAUCUCACUACCCAAUUUUUCAAUUCUCUCUCUAGCCCCUUGAAAGCGAAAUAGAACUGCACAAAACGAAAAAUUUUACAUGUCUAAAAAAACGGAUCCCAAACAAUAACUGAACCCUAACCCUAGAAAACGGGGCUUAUCCUUUUAUUCCCCUCUCCCUUCGUUCCCUCACUCUGAAAUCGAGUCAAGUUCGAUUGGGUUUGUCACUUUCUCUCCACUGGCGCAUGCGAUAAGGUUAUCUAUACGGCUUGUUACGUUAGGGUUUCGUUUUUCUAUGAUGGAAUGCUUUCUUUCUUUGGUACCUUGUUGUUGCCGGUGAUGACAGGGGACCGAUGCCACCGGUGGGAGAACAUGGCGGGAGAACUGGAUGCCACCACCCAGGAGAGGCCCUGCCCAGCCAAUUUUCCGGUGGAAAUUUCUCAAGACUCCACUGUGUUUGAGAUUGAUUACUUGUCACAGGCUAGGAAAGCACUCAGCGAGCGUUCCCCCUUUGAUGUUGCUGAAGAAACGUCCACUUCUGCUGCAGUUACUCUGCCAAGUGGGUUAGCGAGUUUGCUGAACCGUCACACUGAUAACAGAAGGCGCCAUAAGAAGUCUCAUUCUGGUGGGGAUAAGAAGAAAUCUUCAUCUAGGGAUAAGAAGAAGCCCGAAGCAUCUAACAUUUGGGUUGAGACUGAGGAGUACUUCAGGGACUUGACCUUGGCUGAUAUUGACACCUUGUUUGAGGCCUCUUCAUCUUCGAGUUUAGCGUCUCGUGCGUGUUUCUUGAUUCCACACUUGGGAAGUGCUUCUAGGAUUAAUGCAGGUAGUACUAGUAGUCAGAAUGAAAAGGAGCCUUUUCCCAAAUUCAAUGUAGUUAGUUCUGAGAAUCAAAAGAAGUCUUGUGAGGACAACAAAAAUGAUGAUGGUUUCUUGAAACUUGAGUCAGUUGACAAUGUUGCUGUUGAAGAAGCUUUGCCUGAGGAUGACAAGAAUCACCAAACUUCAGAUUGUUUUCUUAGUUUAGAGUGGUUUUUAGGUUGUAGGAAUAAGGUUUCUUUAGCUUCUGAGCGCCCUUCCAAGAAAAGGAGGCUAUUGAGUGGUGAUGCUGGUUUGGAGAGAGUUAUAAUGAGUAGUCCUUGUGAUGGGGACCAACCAUUUUGCCAUUAUUGUGGCAGGGGAGACACUGGAAGAGAUUCCAACCAGUUGGUCGUCUGCUCCUUUUGUAAAGUUGCGGUUCAUCGAAAGUGCUAUGGUGUGCAUGAUGAUUUAGAUGAAUCUUGGUUGUGCUCCUGGUGUAAGCAGAAGGGUCAUGUUAAAGAAUCUGUGAAUCCUUGUGUUCUUUGCCCAAAGAAGGGUGGCGCAUUAAAACCGGUUAAUAAUAGCGUGGAAGAUGCUGUGGCUGUCCAGUUUGUGCACUUGUUUUGCUCUCUGUGGAUGCCUGAGGCCCAUGUAGAUGAUUUGAAGAAGAUGGAGCCUGUUAUGAAUGUUGGAGAAGUCAAGGAAACCAGGAGAAAAGUAGCGUGUAGUGUUUGCAAAGUGAAGUUUGGUGCUUGUAUUCGGUGUAGCCAUGGAACCUGCCGGACUUCUUUCCAUCCUUUAUGUGCAAGGGAAGCUAGACAUAGGAUGGAGGUUUGGGCAAAGUAUGGUAAUGAUAAUGUUGAGUUGCGAGCAUUUUGCUUGAAGCAUUCAAAUAUACAAGAGAGCCAAAGUAUCUUGCCAUCUGGAGGCUCUAUUGCAGUUAGCAGUGAAUUUUCAGAAGCCAAUGGUCUUCCAGUGACAUUGCCAGUGAGUAUUGAACACAAUUUGAAAGACUGUAGGAAUGGAGGAUUAACUUCUGAUAGCAGUCUGGACAUAUUGAACCAUAAUGAUGAACGACAGGAUGGAGGAUUAUCUGAUAGUACUCAUGACAUAUUGGGAUGUGGUGCUGUGUCACAACAUAAUAUUGGAGUGUUGAUUGAUCGGGGAAAAGUUGAUGUUAAAGAUGUAGCAUCGGAGAUAGGUGUUUUGCCAGAUAUAUUAACUGCAAAUAUCAAUCAGGAAGCGUGUAUGGCCCCUGAUGUGCGACACAAAGUAGUCAAUUGGCUGAAAGACCACGUAUAUACUAGUAGUGCAUUUCAGAGAGGUUUAAAAGUUAAAUUCAAACCAGGCAAUGUAUCAAAAAAUGAAAGUGGAGCCACUGAUGGUUCUGAUGCUUUACCAAUAUCAGAUUCUGGUUUGCUGGAUCCUGUUGCUGUUAAGUCAGUUCCCCCAAGGAGGAGAACAGUCAGUAACAUCAGGAUUUUGAAGGAUAAUAAAGUGAUAUGUUCAUCCGAGGGGGUUACAAAUGAGAAUGGGAUGCCAAUGGACAGGUGCAAAGUUAGUCAGUCUAACUGUGACAAUCCAGCAAGCUCCAAUGAAGCAUCCAUUCCCAAUGCAACUGAAUUGAACAUAACCAAGUCUGAGGAUGUUUUUCAUGAAGUUCAAGGCAAUGCUGAUAAACUUUACAAAUCCAGCUUACCUGGAUGUGUUUCAGAAGACAAGUCUUGUGUUUGUUUGCAGAAUGCUUCUAUGCUUUCUGAUCAACCCUGUCCUGUUCAUUCUGCUUUAGGACUGCCUGAUUCUGGUUUCAUAAAGAAGGAUACACUCUCUAGUUAUAUCCAUCCAUACAUCAGCAAAAAAUUACAGCAGAUUUGUGGUUCAAGUGAUCAGGAAAAUUCUUCUUUGGUUGAAUCCUGUGGGGCUAUUGGCUGCUCAAGUGGCAAAAAUCAGCACUCAACUUGCAUUGACAUCUCAAAGGCUGAGGAAGUAAAUGUGGAGCAGUUGGUUAUGGCUAGAAAAAUGGGACUAUCAGAGUUUCCUCCAGAAGAUGAAUUGGAGGGGGAGCUUGUAUAUUUUCAGUAUAGAUUAUUGCAGAAUGCAGUUGCAAAAAAGAGGCUUACUGAUAACUUAAUCUAUAACGUUACCAAGAGUUUGCCACAUGAGAUUGAUAAAGCACAUCAAUUGAGGUGGGAUGCUGUAACUGUUAAUCAAUAUCUACGUAAUCUUAGGGAGGCGAAAAAGCAGGGUAGAAAAGAGAGAAAGCACAAGGAAGCACAGGCAGUGUUAGCUGCUGCAACUGCUGCUGCUGCAGCAUCUACUAGGGUUUCUUCUUUGCGGAAAGAUACCUUAGAUGAAUCUAUGCAACAGGAGAAUUUAUUAAAAUUGGAUACUUUAAAUGGGAGGACCGGUGCUUGUUCUCAGCCAAUGCCGCGAGCCAAAGAGACACUUUCAAGAGUAGCUGUGACAAGAGUUUCGUCAGAGAAAUAUUCAGAUUUUGGCAUGCCAACCUCAGAUUUUUCUAAGGAGCAACGUAAAUCAUGUGAUAUUUGCAGAAGAUCUGAGACUAUAUUAAACCCUAUCCUAGUAUGCUCUGGUUGCAAGGUUUCAGUGCACUUAGAUUGCUAUCGUAGUGUGAAAGAAACAACAGGUCCAUGGUACUGUGAGUUUUGUGAAGAUUUAUCAUCAAGGAGCUCUGGGGCAUCUGCUAUCAAUUUCUGGGAGAAGCCUUACGUUGUUGCAGAAUGUGCUCUCUGUGGUGGUACUACUGGUGCUUUUAGGAAAUCUUCUGAUGGUCAAUGGGUUCAUGCCUUCUGCGCUGAGUGGGUUUUUGAGUCUACGUUCAGAAGAGGACAAAUAGAUGCUGUUGAAGGAAUGGAAACUGUGCUGAAAGGAGUUGACAUUUGCUGUAUCUGCCAUCGCAAGCAUGGUGUAUGCCUGAAGUGUUGCUAUGGCCAUUGUCAGACCACAUUUCAUCCAUCUUGUGCUAGAAGUGCUGGUUUGUACAUGAAUGUGAGGAUUGCUGGUGGCAAGACACAACACAAAGCUUACUGUGAAAAACAUAGUUUGGAGCAGAAGGCAAAGGCUGAAACUCUAAAACAUGGAAUUGAAGAGUUAAAAAGUAUCAGGCAAAUUAGGGUUGAACUAGAGAGAUUGCGUCUCCUUUGUGAAAGAAUUGUCAAACGUGAAAAAUUAAAGCGGGAAUUGGUGUUAUGCUCACAUGACAUACUUGCUUUUAAAAGAGAUCAUGUUGCUAGGUCUGUACUAGUUCAUAGUACUUUCAUCCUUCCAGAUGGUAGUUCAGAAUCAGCUACAACAUCGCUUAAAGGGAACACGGAGGGAUACAGAUCAUGCAGUGAAGCACUCCAAAGAUCAGAUGAUGUUACAGUGGACAGCUCAGUUGCUGCUAAGCACCGUGUCAGGGUUGCUGUAUCCAUGGACACAGACCCGAAAUUGGAGGAUGACUGCUCAACCUCGCAAAGUCAUUAUAACAAGAUUCCAGAUAGGACCCAAUUUUCUGGCAAGCAGAUUCCUCAUAGAGCUGCUGCAUCACGUAAUACUACAGAUGAGUGUGGAUGGAGAUCCAAAUCUAGAAAGGUGCAUAAUGACUAAGACUUUAAUAUCCUAUUUUCUCUUUCACUCAAUUUUCACUGUGAAAUAUCUGGUUUGCGGGUGGGUGAAUUGUGGAUUCAGUGGGACAAGCCCUCAUGCUGUCUUGCUUAUUUGCAAUUACAGCAUGCUGAGACAUUUGGAAAAGAGCUUGUUAUGACGUCUGAUGAAGCAUCUAUGAAGAAUUCAAUGCUACCUAAAGGAUAUGCAUAUGUUCCCGCUGAUUGCCUGUCAAAUGACAAGCAAUCUAAUGAGGAUGUAUUUGCUGUUGGACCAGUGGAGCAUGACAGGUAGAGUGUUGGACCCAGCCUGGUUAUUUUUAUUUUGCCCACAAGGCUGACAUCCAUAAUAUUCGAUGCCAUGCUGUUUUGCUCGUGGAUGAAUUUUAUUUGAAAAUGGCAAAAUGUAGAGAUAGUUCUCUGGUCACUGUAUUGUUGCAGAAUGUUGCAUUCUGCUAUGGCGGGGGUUAGUUUUGUUAGCAUUGUUGUACAUUCGUUAUGAGAGUAAACUGUACAGUGGAUGAGCAUUUCUUGCAUUUACUUGUAUUAGAAGGGCAUGCAUUCCGUUUUAAUGACACUCGUGGGAAGGACGGAACAGAUGCAUUCCUUUUUGUAAUCAUACAAGGGAAGAUCAGGGAAUCACCAGUUUUUCUGUAAAGUUGAUGUGUACAUAUUAUGACAGUCGUAUUAAUUCUGAAAGGGAUCGUGCUCGGCAUCAGAUUCACCGAGCACAUAAAUUAUGUAACCUUCCACCUCCUAAAUUUGUAUUUUUACACCCCCUCCCUAAUCCUCGCAUUCCCAUCGAGUAUUAACGGUGAUUGUCUUGUAAUUGUUUUGACCAGAGUUCCGUGAUAUUUUAAUGUAGUUAAUGAUGAUUAGUC
Messenger RNA from Abrus precatorius (Indian licorice), 5315 nucleotides. RefSeq lists its product as uncharacterized. Bases 332 to 4438 code for a protein of 1368 amino acids. Gene Ontology annotation, biological process: regulation of transcription by RNA polymerase II. The transcript is spliced from 18 exons. The record is from RefSeq and is a predicted model, not a curated record. NCBI's taxonomy places the organism in Eukaryota, Viridiplantae, Streptophyta, Magnoliopsida, Fabales, Fabaceae.